Molecule: messenger RNA, 996 nt
Organism: Amphimedon queenslandica
Lineage: Eukaryota; Metazoa; Porifera; Demospongiae; Haplosclerida; Niphatidae
Product: translocase of chloroplast 33, chloroplastic-like
Exons: 1
Coding region: 1-996 (331 amino acids)
Molecular function (GO): GTP binding
Source: RefSeq, a predicted model, not a curated record
AUGAAUGAAGAAUUAGAAGAUGAUAAGAGUAUAGAAAUUACAGUCUAUGGUGAUGAGAACAUUGAAAGCAAUUCAGAAGAAUGUGGCAAUGAUCAUCCUAAAAUAAGGGCGUUACGUGAUAGAGGAAGGCCUGUUACUAUAUUAGUGAUUGGUCCUUCUGGUGUUGGUAAAUCUUCACUGAUCAAUGCAAUGUUUGGGAAGGAUGUAGCUGAGGUUGGACAUGGAGCUUAUGGUGUCACAUCUAGAAUACAUCCUCAUGAGGGAGAUUACAUGGGUGUUAAAGUAAAAGUUUUUGACACUAUUGGUUUUGGUGAUACUGAAGGCAGAACUGAUUUUAGUAUCUUGUAUCAAAUUGAUGAGCAUGAUAAGUAUGAUCUAAUCCUCAUAUGUGCUAAAUUAGAAGACAGAGUUAAUCGCCGCAUGUUCUUAGAGCUGGCCUUUGUCUUACAUAAAGAAAUGUGGAAGAGGACAGUUGUUGUUUUAACACAUGCAAAUCGAUUCAUUACUCUUGAUAGUGCUAUGUCUAUGGGCCCAACGGCUGCAAUAGAAGAAAAAAUUGUUGAGUACAAAACAUGCUUGGUUAAUCUUCUUCCUGGUCGUGUUAAAAAGGAAAUAUUGGAAAAAAUACCAUAUUGCAUAGCUGGUAGAAAAGAGGAAAAGGUAUUACCUACAACAAAUGACUGGUUAAAAGCACUAUGGGACACAUGCAUUGAUCAUUCCAGCAAUGAGACACAUCAUUUCUUAAAAGCAUAUGCAAAACACCGUCAAUCCAUUGAAGUAGGAGCUGUUUUGGCCUCUGUUAGUGUUGGAACUAUAUUAGGUGCUGGUAUUGGUGCUGUUAUUGGUACUGUUGUACCUGUUGGUGGCACUGCAAUAGGAGCUGGUAUUGGAGCUGGUAUUGGAGCUGGUGUGGGUGGAGUAUUGGGAGGUGGUACUGUUUCUGUUGGGGUUGCUGGGAAGCGUAUUAAGGAUAACAAUAGCUUGAAAAAAAAAUAA